UUGACAAGCUCCGCCCCUACAAUCACACGAGGCGGUUAUUGACAUCUACACCAAUUCUAAAGCGUCUAUUUCUGUUACGCCUUUCCGCUUUUCCCUUGCCCGCGUUCCCGGUUGAUGCUGUUUAUAUCACAGUACGAACAGCGUUUCGACUCAUGGUAUUUUAAACCCCGCGGUGUUAAAACCUGCACGACCGGAUGAGUGGGUCAACCUUCUCCCCCUCUUCAGAGGUGGCUGAGAUGAACCGCAUCCAUUUUGAGUUGGAGUUUACAGAGGGUAUUAGUCAACGCAUGCGAAUACCCGAGACCCUCAAGGUGGCUCAGGAGAACCAGAGCGGGCACGUCCCACUUCAGCUGCCCCUGCCUCCUCAUGCCACUCUGAUGCAAGUUCCUGAAAGGAUCGUUGUUGCAGGUGAUGAUGAUGACUCAAGGUUUGCUCGUCCUAGAGACUUGGAUUUAAUUCAGUCAGUCCCACCUGUGGACCUGCUUAGCAUGAAGGCCCCACCUCGUGUCCUCACACUGACGGAACAGCCUCUGGACUCUCUUGAAACUGAACAAACUGCCAACUCACAGACCAAUCCCAGCCAAGUUGCCAACAUCCAUUCUCGAUCUCGGAGAGAACGCAGUACAAGUGAGAACAUAUCUGGUCGUCAGAGCCACCAAAUCAGCAGAGGUGACAUGAGUGUAACCCCCUCCCCUCCUGCUGUUCCCCCAGUUAGAUUGUGUCCUCCUCUCUGUUCCCCUGAAGACGCCAACAUCCACAUGUUCACAACUGCUGGAUUUCUGUCCUACAUUCAGUCAACAACCCGUCGUGCAUAUCAACAGGUCAUAGAAGUUCUUGAUGACAGCCACCGCAGGACAUACUUAGACCUGGAUAUGAACCCUGACGAGUCCGGCCUAGCUGAUGCUUCGUCACUGAGACGUCAGAUUGUGAAGCUCAACCGACGCCUGCAGCUUCUGGAGGAAGAAAACAAAGAACGCUCCAAGCGAGAGGUGAUCCUGUAUUCGGCCACCGUAGCGUUCUGGCUAAUCAACACUUGGAUCUGGCUACGUCGCUAAAAUUGGACGGAGAGUCCCGCUUAACACUGGAAGCCAAAGCAACUCUUUGUUUAAGGUGUAGUCGGUGUAUUACAGCUUACCCCCUCCACUGACAUUUAGAGGCAACCAUGGAACACUCCCACACGGACAAUAGGUCGCUCACACUGGUGUUUUAAGAUUGACUUACAGAACCCAACUUUGACUGUCAGCACAUUGGUUGAAGUCAAAAAGCACAGCCUUAUGUAGUUUGGAUUUUUUUUUUUUUGCUGUACAAGACUUUAAUUCGGCUUCUAUCCACAAUUGAAAGCCAAGUUAUGCAACUUGGUUGCUGCUGAAUUAAGCAAAGCGAAAAAAAGCACCUUUUCUCUCCCAUUCCAAAGGAAGUCGGCAACAUACCUUUACAAACAACCUCAAAGCAACAACAGCAGCUGCACAAAGGUGCUGAGUUUAGGUCAGAUAAUUGCUAAAUCGGUCUCAAAUACGUUAUUUUAAAUAUAUCUGAAAAGGUCAAAAUUAGUAUUUUUUGUUAUUCAGCAAAACGAAGGUGAAUCUGGAUCUUCCUAAGAGCAUUUUCUUGUGAAACCAGGACAAUAAAUAGGCAAAAAUGUAUCUAUUUACCAGAUUAUGCAGCACACCACUAUGGAAGGCAGUUUGCAGUGUAUACAACAUAAUGAGUGUGUGGUAGUGAUUUUGCCUACUUUUGAAUCCUUUCUCCACUUUAAAAAAAAUUGUGUUCGUGUUUUAUGUUCAUUUCUGGUUGUCAGCGGUUACUAAAAUGUUACUGUUUGCACAUUUAAAAUGUACUUUUAUGUGGAAAGAUGAUAGCUGGUGUACUUCCCUGUGAACGGAUGUGCACCUCCCCAGCAAUGUGAACAUGCACAUCAAUGCAGACCACCAUAACAUUUUACUGGGUAUGACUGGUAAAAAGGUACUUCUUUGCUCAAAUGUGAUAUUACUGUGGAACAUAUGUGUAAAAUGUCACAGGUUUGAACUGGAUCUGUAUUCAAAAUUAACCCUUUUUGAAUAGCCAGCAUUCUGCCAUUAUCCCAAAUUUCAGAGCUAUGCCCCACUGCCGAACUGACUCUUGAGUCCUCAUCUAUAUUCGCUUUCCCCUGAAUAUUUUAGGGAGCUUUUUAUGCUGAUCGAAACAGUCACAGUGCUGCACAGGUAAAACUGCCCACAUUGGCGUUUGUUUAUCUAUAAAAGCUCUGUUGGCAACUUGCACACACUUUACUUGCACAGGUAAGUAAAAUGGGUGGGAAAGAUGGCUUUAAAGCCUCAGUGAAACAAGGAUUUACUUUGGUGACAAUUGUUUUGGGAACACAGUUUAGAGCUGAGACUAUAGUUACAGGAAACCUCAGGCCUGACCUGAAGAGAAGGUCCAAUAGUUUGGUCAUGAACUACCAUUUGUAAAGUGUCAAAAUGUAAUGACUAAAUCUAAAGAUGCCAUAACAAAUGACCUGUAUUUUCGCUGAGUUCCUCAUCUCUCUGAACAUUUGUACUUGAAUGCUAUAGUACCUCUAUGUUUCUUUGGAAGUUACAUGUUUUGUGAUACUCAGUUUUAUGAAGUGGGAAAAUAGGAAAUUAAUAAUGUGAACUCCUAGAAGAUUAAAAUCAUGCGUUCAAAGGCUUUAUUCAUGACAUACUGUUGAUCUAUGUUCAUGUGUAAUAAAAAGCAGUGUAAGAAUAAAAUAAUAACUUUAAAAUAAUGUAGGCCUAUUUGGUGCAUCUAUUUCAUGUAUGUGAUACAGAAGCAUUAGAAAAAUGCUGGAUUGGUCUUUUUUGUUUUUUUUUGCAAAGCACCACCUGCAUGUACCAUGUCUUAAGUUUGAUUUCUAAUUUAAGCAUAUAUAUUUUUUGUAAUAUAUUACAUGAUAUAUUUGAAUAUAUUCAUUGUCUGUAAAUAUUUUUUGCUGUAAUAAAGGAUGGAU
Messenger RNA from Menidia menidia (Atlantic silverside), 2965 nucleotides. The record is from the annotation of a GenBank genome assembly. NCBI's taxonomy places the organism in Eukaryota, Metazoa, Chordata, Actinopteri, Atheriniformes, Atherinopsidae.